This is a messenger RNA of Haliotis rufescens (red abalone), 2142 nucleotides long. Its product is annotated as B-cell receptor-associated protein 31-like. The coding region runs from base 95 to 604 and encodes 169 amino acids. The record is from RefSeq and is a predicted model, not a curated record. Lineage: Eukaryota; Metazoa; Mollusca; Gastropoda; Lepetellida; Haliotidae. The transcript is spliced from 5 exons. Gene Ontology annotation, cellular component: endoplasmic reticulum membrane; endoplasmic reticulum. Gene Ontology annotation, biological process: endoplasmic reticulum to Golgi vesicle-mediated transport; intracellular protein transport.
AUACAGCUGUUGACUUCAGUCAGUAAUCGAUUCGUACUUCACUCGUGGCUUGACAACACAGGCAGUUUUGGACGCUCACGAUAUAGGCCCGAAGAUGACUCUGCAAUGGACGCUGACCGCUGGAUGUCUGUACGUGGAGAUUGGAGUCACCGUGUUACUUCUUUGUCCAUGGAUCUCUCCCACGCUAUGGCAGAGACUGUUUCGGUCCCGAUGGUUAUUCGUGGUUACAGAUUAUGCCAAAUAUUACUUUUGGGCUACAGUUGUGGUCCUAAUCUUUGUGUUUAGAGGUUCUCUUCUCGACAACUGGAAGUACAGUGGCUCUGUGAGGGGUCAGGAGUUGAAGAUGUCCACGGAGACCCGGAUGUUGGCGCAGUCUAAGAUGUUUCGAGCGCAACGAAAUCUGUACAUAUCUGGAUUUGUUCUUCUCUUGGCAUUUGUGAUCGGACGUCUUGUAGUUCUACUUUCUGCCAACGCUGACAUGAUCAACAGGCUGAAGAGUAGGGAAGAUACCAAUAUGGCGUCCAACAACGCUCAGCAGCAACAGUUACGGCAAUCCCAGUCGUCAACAGCGAGGAGACGGAUCACUGACACAGUGGAGGGUUAACGUCUGGUGCACUGUGACAGGACUAUCAAUGAAACUGCAUCCUGUUUAAUAAGUUUCGUUCUUAAACACCAGUUUACCAUCAUGAUUUCUUAAAGUUCAUAAACUGCUUGUAACUUGUAGCUUAACGUCAGGUCCAGUAGAGAGAACACAACGAACCGACGCUUCUAAUAGUAGACUUUCGUGGCCAAAAAGGGAUUUCUGUAUCUGUCACAAACAGUUUAAUUAUAUAUGUUUUGCUAUUUGAAGUAUAUUGGGUAGAACGUCACGGUGACGAGAGUCACAUUAUGGGUUUUGUAGUGAGUAUGGUUUUACGCCGCUUUUAGCAAUAUUCCAGCAAUAUCACGACGGGGGACACCAGAAAUGGGCUUCACACAUUGUACCCAUGUGGGGACUCACAUUCGGGUCUUCGGCGUGACGAGCGAACGCUUUAACCACUAGGCUACCCCACCGCCCCGUUAACGAUGUGUAAUUUUGCAAGUAUUAUUCUUAGACUGAGAAGGAAUAUGAGAUAAAAUCUCCAAUUAUAUUAAACUAUGACAUAUUAUUACCUAAUGCAAUACUUUAAAAUGUUUAUGAGCUUUUCAUUAUCCCCCUUUGUGACCUUAUAUUACAGUUUACUCAUCAUAAAUGGCGUCCAUAGGCCCAUGGUACAAGACAUUUGUGCCUCAACAAUGUGAUUUCCUGUUUACAAUGACAGAGGCGGAUCAAGGGUGGUGAAAGAGGGGAGGGGGAGGAGGAGGGGAGCAUACACAACUCACGCACGACGUGAGGGUGCAGUUAACGUGUGGGGGUCAGAAAAGAAGGAGAUCUAGAUCUGUCUGUGAGUGGCAGGGUUAAUAAAUAGAGUAACAUUUUCAAGUUAUCAAAUAUUCGUGGUUGGUAACAAUAAAACAUAUAUAUUUCUAGAUGGAAUAUGUGCUUUUGGGGAAUAGUGUGGCUUCUCAUGUCAUAAAUUCGGAACGGAAUUUCCCUUCAAGUCACAAACUAUUGAACGGAAUUGUGAUACAUCUGUCUAUAUGUUCUUAAUGUCAAAACAUUGAAGGUAAGUUUCACAGACAGGUUUUGAAUAAACACAGACUAUGUAUAGUGCAAGAUAUAAAUAGCGUUCAAGUCUUGAUGAAAUCAAUAUUUGGAUCUUUGUUUGUGACACGAAACCACACCGAGUUGGUUGCUGAAAGGAAACUGGGAAUUACCGAUGGAAUUAACGAUAAUAGGGGUGCGCUAAAAUUGUAAUGUCCAUGAACUUUGUAAUUCGCUUUUCGGACACAAUGUUCUACACAAACUUGGAACGGGGGCAUCAUAGCUUUUCUAACCUUCAUUUAACCAUACCGUUACAUGAAAACUGACCACCUCCGGAGACUAGCGGAUACAGCGCCCGCUCUGAAGCUCGUUUGUUCGAUCGUUGGUCAUUACCAAAGGACGUCACAAGAUGGUACUUGUUGAUUUCCUGCUUGGCGCUCCGCAUUUAAAGGAUAAAAUAAGGACUGGUCGGGUCAGUGUUAGUAAUUUGUAUAGCAUGGUAUACACACGUGCAUGUA